Molecule: messenger RNA, 792 nt
Organism: Dentiscutata erythropus
Lineage: Eukaryota; Fungi; Glomeromycota; Glomeromycetes; Diversisporales; Gigasporaceae
Source: the annotation of a GenBank genome assembly
AUGCGAAACAUACAAACUUUAAGCAUUGAUAACAUUAUCAUCCGGACAAAUUCAGGAAGUAAUCGGUUAUUACAUCACUUUAUUUUCACUCCAGCUCAGUAUCGGCACAAAGGUUAUGCUACAAAGUUGAUGAAGUUGUUGAAUCAUAAGUUGAGAUUCGAAUGCAAGGCCAAAUUUUCAUACUUGUACUCUGAAGUUGGUUCUGAUUUUUACUCUAUAUUAGGUUGGAGAAUUUUUCCUCAUAAAGAGAUCAAAUUUGAUAGAUUCUCUAUGUCUUUAAAACAUUCUGAACUGAUCGUUGCAAUUAAUCAAUCUAACUUAGAAACUAUUAUUAGCUAUAUUACCACUAAACCUGCAUUUGACUGGUUGUUUCAAAAAACAAACCUUUAUUCGAAAUUUUAUGCGGUUACAAAUGAUCAAAGACAAUUUGGUGCAAUGAUUUCGAAUAAAAAAAAAGAAUCUUACAAUGAGAAAGAAGAAUUGUUUGAAAGAUUUAUCAUGUGGAAUCAUGAUUUUAGGGGUAAUAAAUUGUUCAUUAUCAGAUUUCGUUGUGAUUCACCAUAUUCAACACGCUUAUUAAUCCAACAAGCCAUUCAAGAAGCUAGUAAAUUUCAAUUUAAACAAAUUAUUUUAUGGAAUCCGGAUUUGAGAUUAUUUAAUAACUCUGAAGGUUUAAAUGUCUUUGAAGUUGAAAUUUCUGAGAGGACUGAGUCAUUGCCAUAUUUAUCGUGGUAUGCGGAUAAUGACGAUAAUGUGGAUUGGAUAUUGAUUGAGAAAUAUUCCUGGUUUUGA